CACACAGUGAGUACCAGCAUGGCGGAAACAGGAGUCCCUCCGGUGCCCAGUCCUGCGGCCAUGUCCUACCCAUCAGCCUCUGUUAACCUGCCCACAGGUACAGAAGUGUUCAGGACCUACUCUGGAGCCUUCAUGUGUCUGGAAAUUAUAUUUGGGGCACUUGUUUGGAUCUUAGUGGCGGCCUCAAAUGUUCCGGUACCCGUAGUUCAAGGAUGGGUCAUGUUUGUGUCGGUGACUGCAUUUGCCUGCUCACUCCUUCUACUCUUGGUCUUCCUCACCGGCCUUGUCCAUAUGAUUCAGACCAACUGGAAUUUCGUGGAUCUCGCCUAUCACUUGACCGCAUUUGUAUUCUAUUUUGGAGCCUUUGUCCUUGAAGCUGCAGUGACAUCUCUAGCCAAUCUUAUUCGGAAGGAGAAUGCGACUGUCAUAAACCUUGAUAACCGCAUGCUCGGGCUGAACGUGGCUGCAACGAUAUUUGCUUUCACAGUUACUGUUUGUUAUGGCUGCAGCACGGUCCUGGGAUUUCGGAGAUGGAGAUCUUAAAAGUCUUUAAAAAAAAAAAAAGACCAGGCAGACAUCUUUUCUGAAACUGGUACAAGUCAAUGGAUGUAAGAGAAAGAACUGUAAUGUAGAACGCUGUCACAAAGAGAUCAGUUGAUAUGGAAGGCUGAUCCAAUGUGGGAUCCAGAUAUAACCGCAGGAGGAAAAACAAAAAAGAAAGCCUGGAAUUCUCCUUCUAACAUUCUAUGUGCAGUGAUUUGCAGCUCUAAGAAGCCUUCUGCAACAUCCACAUCAAAAAAGACAGACGUACAGGAAUGCUGUAUAUAAGACUUUAUAUAUGUUUAAGCAGCAAUGGAAAUUUUAUAUCAGCACUGUCAGAAAUUAUUAAACAUAGUCAUAAUAUAAAUUUUGGACCCACAAUGUAAUAACCCUGAAGAUGAUAUUUCAACGAUUCCAAGAUUGUCCAUGUUUGCCAAAAAAAAGACGAUGAUGCACCACAAACUCUCUGCCAUAUGUUAUACUGAAGAUAUAGGCAAUAAUGAGACGGCUAAGAGAUAUGUCUCUGAAUAUUGCUGGCUAGAAAUGUCUGGAUGUUUUGUUGCCCGAGCAAUUUCCAGGUUGGCAAACGGGCAACAAAAUACUCCGAAUCGCUCCCUGUUCACUACAAUGGCAAUCAGCUCUUCUUAUUGAUGCUUCAUAUAUAUAUAUUUUGCCCCAAUGAGGAUGAGGUGUGUAGAUAGUUGUUGUUUAGAAGGUUUCACAUGAUUUUCACUUGGAUUGGAAAAGUGUAGAUGGGUUCAGAGAUAGCCAGCAUUUUAAUCAUGUUAUAUUGUUUAUUAUAAAUUAUUAUAUUUCAUGGUUUCUGAGACUGGUUUUGGCUAACUGUGAACCCAUCUGUAAAAAAACAAUCCAAGAGAGUCCUGACCCAAGUUAAAGUUGACUCCUAAACUAGUCAUCCUACUCUUGAAAACGGCUUCAUCGCUGUCUGGUUUUGGGCAAGUUGCUGUAUCUCUCUUUUGCAACACUCUCUGAAAAUAAGAUUAUAUUAGAUUAUUAAUCCAUAAUUGUAUUAUUCAUGGGGUUCAUACGGGUGCUAUUAUAAAGACCUCAAUUUGUUGAUAUGAAACUGACAUUUUCAUCAAACCACAAAUGUCUCUAAUGGCCCUUGUACUUGUACUUGUUUGUAAUUGUCCCGGAGUCAUUAAUAUUAAUGAGCAUUACUGUACAACAUGCUCCACUCUUUGUUCAUCUACUUAGGAGUCAUUUGUUCCACCAGGUAAAUGAUAUAUUAAGCUGUAUCAACAUAUCUUCACAUUUACGUUAACCUUUGUGAAUGUUACAGGGCAGGGGCAGGGCAACUCAACCCUGGUCUAUGGCACGUUUAGCAUUGUGAUGACUGCAGUACGUUUGUAACAGUGAUCACCAUGGAUGGAAAGCUGUAGGCUGGACAGGCCAGACCAAAAGCCUACAUGUUUGCAUUGUAACUGUAAACUCUUUAAAAAAAAGUUUUUUUUGUGAUUUAAAUAUCCAGUAUGUUUUACAAGAAGAUUCUUUUGGUGCAUUUUACAAGAAAAAAAAGCCCUAAAAAUAAAAAAAAGUAUUUGUUUUAUCCCCUGA
Molecule: messenger RNA, 2118 nt
Organism: Xenopus laevis (African clawed frog)
Lineage: Eukaryota; Metazoa; Chordata; Amphibia; Anura; Pipidae
Gene: mal2.S
Product: mal, T cell differentiation protein 2 (gene/pseudogene) S homeolog
Biological process (GO): myelination
Cellular component (GO): membrane
Molecular function (GO): structural constituent of myelin sheath
Source: RefSeq, marked provisional